This is a messenger RNA of Vitrella brassicaformis, 1035 nucleotides long. The record is from the annotation of a GenBank genome assembly. Lineage: Eukaryota; Vitrellaceae.
AUGGCUCCUGCAUUCGACAGUCUGGUGCGGUCCUGCUAUGUGCUGGAGCAGGGCGAUAGAGAGUGGCGUGUGAUCGGCAUCUUCAUUCGGCUGGCCGCCAUCUAUCGGCUGACCCCCGAUGGGCUGCCCCUGGUGCUGUCAGUGGCUCACCUACACAGCAAGUCGGCCUUUGAUUCGCUGCCGCUAGCUAUAGCCAUCUAUCGGCUGAUCGGACAUCAGCUGACGCACAGAGGACAGCGCCUGGCGCUCCAGCAGGCCGCCAACGGAGAGUAUCAGAUUGCGCGGGUUCCUGGCACAUUCCGUGUGGUGUCUUACGCUGAGCUGCCGGCCAAUCACCGCUACGCUGAGGGGUACCAGAGGACUGAUCCUGUCAUCCGCCGACCACAAAUGGGAGGGUGGCUGUACUCCUCGUUUUCAGCGUUUCUCCUGAACUGCCUGGUGACAGUAUGGCAUCGACAGAAUGGGGUGACAGAGAGGAUGGUGGUAUCGGGAUUUGUCGGCCGUCAAGACAGCCGGUAUGUCUCGCUGCUCACUGGUAGUGUUGCUGAAGAGGAGGGCAUCGUAGUGGACUCGCGCGUCGAUGGCGGCAACGUCAACUGGGAUCAUGUGACCGACUCGCGUGUCAUUAUCAUCGGUGGGUAUCGGGCCGGCGAUGCUGUUGCUGCCUCCGUGUCGGUGGGCCACGGCGAUGUCGGUCUGUAUACGACAGAGAUGCUCGCCGGUGCAUCGGCUCCGUUGGACGCCCGUUUCCCCGUGCUGAUGGAUCGAGCCCGUAGGUUGCUGAGACGGUUCAAUCUGGAGAAUGGCGUUAUUAGUCGUGGUACUGUGAUGGCUUGAUUGUCCUGACUGUUUGUCGUGCUGACGGCGAGAGAGGGGGAUACCAUGUUGUCGAUAUGGGAGGCUGGUUGGAAGUGAGCAAGACGUCUGUAGCUUGAUGAGGGUGGUAUUUGUAGGUUGUGGCACUGGUAUCGGCUUGAUAUGAUGCAUCCAUGGACAUGAUGGCAUUUGGCUUCAAUCGUUGCCAUGGACGUUCAA